Messenger RNA from Danaus chrysippus (African queen), 405 nucleotides. The record is from the annotation of a GenBank genome assembly. NCBI's taxonomy places the organism in Eukaryota, Metazoa, Arthropoda, Insecta, Lepidoptera, Nymphalidae.
AUGCCCCUUAACAAAACGGCAUGCUUCGGGUCGGACCCACGAAAUGCACAACUUUCGCUAUUACAAGAAGGUCGAUCGAAACGUCUAUGUAUACGAAACACAGUAACGUAUUUACAGAGUGUAAUAUGCUCAAAGUUCAAAAUGCACACCAGACUGGCCCUGGAUCGACCGUAUUUACAUCGAAAAAAUUCACUUCCGUCGACUUGUUCCAACUAUUUAACGACACACAACGCUCCGGACACACCGUAUCUAUCGAUUACGUGCACAACCUGUACUCGAAAAGGCGUUUUUAACCUGAAAAUAACUAAUGAACCAUAUUUUGUUCACAAUUCACACAUGUGGUCGGACGCCCAAAAAGGGUAUUUUCCGCAACACACGGAACUCGCGGAAGGCUGUGACUUCUAA